This is a messenger RNA of Nycticebus coucang (slow loris), 8186 nucleotides long. RefSeq names its product sorbin and SH3 domain containing 1 (gene SORBS1). Gene Ontology annotation, molecular function: protein binding. The transcript has 35 exons. NCBI's taxonomy places the organism in Eukaryota, Metazoa, Chordata, Mammalia, Primates, Lorisidae. The coding region runs from base 256 to 4911 and encodes 1551 amino acids. The record is from RefSeq and is a predicted model, not a curated record. Gene Ontology annotation, biological process: cell-substrate adhesion. Gene Ontology annotation, cellular component: cell-substrate junction; cytoplasm; nucleus.
AUUGGCUGUCGGCGGAGCGUCGGUGAAGUCAGCUCCGAGUCCCAGAAAAACAGAACGGGGCCGACUGAAGCGUGUAGUGCGAGUGGAGCUGGACGCGCGCACUUCGCCGGCGACCCGCAAGGAGUUGGCAUCCAUUGGAAGAGUUUGUGAAACCCUCUCUCUGCCCAGAGCUCCAGGACCAAUGCAUCUUCCCACCACCUUAAGCCACUGAGCAGUUCAGAGCCCCAGUUUCAGAAGACUUGUCCUGCGACCACCAUGAGCUCUGAAUGUGAUGCUUCCAAAGCUGUGGUGAAUGGCUUGGCAUCUGGCAGCAAUGGGCAAGACAAAGCAAUUGCCGACCCUUUACGUGCACGCUCUAUUUCUGCUGUUAAAAUAAUUCCUGUGAAGACAGUGAAAAACGCUUCAGGCCUAGUCCUACCUACAGAUAUGGACCCUACAAAAAUCUGCACUGGGAAGGGAGCAGUGACUCUCCGGGCCUCAUCUUCCUACAAGGAAAUCCCAAGCAGUACCCCUGUGAGCCCGCAGGAAACCCCACAACAUGGAAGCAAAUCAGGUCUGGAGCCAGAGCUUCCCCCAGCAGAUGAGUGGAGGGUUUCUUCUAGUGCUGAUGCCAAUGGAAAUGCCCAGUCCUCUUCACUGGCUGCCAAGGGCUACAGAAGUGUACAUCCCAACCUUCCUUCCGACAAGCCCCAGGUUCUCUCUCUCCCACGCCCUCCUCUCCCUGAAGAGAACUGCUUUGCAUGGCAGCCCCCCACCAACCACAGUACUUAUAAAGACUCCCUCUACCUGAGCUCACCAAAGCCUUAUGUCCCACCUGGCACCCCGAGCCAGCAGAACCCCUCACGACCCCAGCCUGUCUCUGUCCUCUCGGCAGCUGGUUCGGCCCCCAAAGGUGCAGUGCGUCCUGGUCCCUUGCUUCUAGAUUCCACGUGCCCCAGUGCUUCAUCCCAACCCCAGCAUCACUGUGCAGCCACUGGGACAGUUUGUAGGAAGAAUGUGAGCUCUAACCUGUGUCAUGAGUCAAUUAGGAAUAAAAAGGUCAGCAGCUUAUAUGUACCUUGUUUAUCCAGUAACAUUUGCCUGGCAGUGUCAGAAAACUACUCUCCUGUUGCACGUGACCCGGCCAAAGGCACUCCCUUGGAGGCUGCAGGCACCCGAGCACAGGCUCCCAGCCUUGUCUCCCACACAGCCAGCACUGGAAAACCAUCCCCUGCUCCUCCUCCUGACCCUCCCAAGCUGUUCUUUGACAUCUGUAAAGAUGACACUAACCGUGGUGAGAGUCCUUUCCUGGGGACUCAGGCUUCGUUCCCAGAUGCAGUGAGACCACCUGUGGUAGGCCCCCAGGUUACCUCUGAUCCCGAAAACCAGAAGAGCAGAGAACCUUACCUUUUGCAGCCGAGUUAUCCAGCCAAGGGUGCCACUUCCUCCAGCCCAGGCCAGCCUGAGGUAAUAGUUGUCCCUCUCUACCUGGUUAAUACUGACAGAGGGCAAGAAGGCACUGCCAGACCUCCAGCACCUCUGGGGCUGCCUGGUGGCGUCCCCACAGUCCCGGCGACCACCCCUGCCGCCUCACCUCUGACCUUCCCGACUCUAGAUGAUUUCAUUCCCCCUCAUCUGCAAAGGCGGCCCCACCACAGCCAGCCAGCCAGUGCUUCUGCCUCCUUUCCCCCCAUUAGCCAGACACCACCAUCCUUCUCACCACCACCUCCGCUGGUCCCUCCCGUACCGGAGGACCUCCACAGAGUCUCGGAGCCUCACCCCACAGGAGCUGUUUCAAGUACCGAAUCCAGUCCCCUAUUAAAUGAAGUUUCUUCUUCCCGUAUUGGAGCUGAUUCCCAAGCCUUUACAACAGUUAGCAAGCCAUCGUCCGCCUACCCCUCCACAACGAUUGUCAAUCCUACUAUUGUGCUCUUACAACACAAUCGAGAACAGCAAAAACGACUUAGCAGCCUUUCAGACUCUGUCUCAGAAAGAAGAGUGGGAGAGCAGGACUCGGCACCAACCCAGGAAAAACCCACCUCACCUGGCAGGGCUGCUGAAAAGAAAGCAAAGGAUGACAGUAGGCGGGUGGUUAAGAGCGCUCAGGACCUGAGUGAUGUUUCCAUGGAUGAAGUGGGCAUCCCACUCCGGAACACCGAGAGAUCAAAAGAUUGGUACAAGACUAUGUUUAAGCAGAUCCACAAACUAAACAGAGACACUCCUGAAGAAAACCCUUAUUUCCCUACGUACAAAUUCCCUGAACUUCCUGAAAUCCAGCAAACUUCUGAAGAGGACAAUCCUUACACUCCUACCUACCAGUUUCCUGCAUCCACUCCUAGUCCUAAGUCUGAAGAUGAUGAUUCAGAUCUGUACUCUCCUCGAUACUCUUUUUCUGAAGACACAAAAUCUCCCCUUUCUGUGCCUCGUUCAAAAAGUGAGAUGAGCUGCAUUGAUGGUGAGAAGGUAGUUAAGAGGUCAGCCACACUCCCCCUCCCAGCCCGUUCUUCCUCACUGAAGUCCAGCCCAGAAAGAAACGACUGGGAGCCCCCAGAUAAGAAAGUGGAUACGAGAAAAUACCGUGCAGAGCCCAAAAGCAUUUAUGAGUAUCAGCCGGGCAAGUCUUCUGUUCUGACCAACGAAAAGAUGAGUCGGGAUAUAAGCCCAGAAGAGAUAGAUUUAAAGAAUGAACCUUGGUAUAAAUUCUUUUCGGAAUUGGAGUUUGGGAAACCGCCUCCCAAAAAGAUAUGGGAUUAUACUCCUGGAGACUGCUCUAUCCUUCCUAGAGAGGAUAGAAAGACUAAUCUAGACAAAGAUCUCAACCUCUGCCAAACAGAGUUAGAGGCAGAUUUAGAAAAAAUGGAGACGCUUAAUAAAGCAUCCAGUGCAAACCUACCACAGAGCUCAGCAGUCAGCCCUACUCUGGAAAUUUCUUCAGAGCCUCCUGGAUAUAUAUAUUCUUCCAACUUCCAUGCAGUGAAGAGGGAAUCAGAUGGGGCACCUGGGGAUCUCGCUAGCUUGGAGAAUGAGAGACAGAUCUAUAAAAGUGUCUUGGAAGGUGGUGACAUCCCUCUUCAGGGCCUCAGUGGGCUCAAGCGGCCGUCCAGCUCAGCUUCCACUAAAGAUUCAGAAUCACCAAGACAUUUUAUACCAGCUGAUUACUUGGAAUCUUCAGAAGAAUUUAUUCGAAGACGCCAUGAUGAUAAAGAGAAACUUUUAGCGGACCAGAGACGACUUAAGCGCGAGCAAGAAGAGGCCGAUAUUGCAGCUCGACGCCACACAGGCGUCAUCCCGACGCACCAUCAGUUUAUCACUAAUGAGCGCUUUGGGGACCUUCUCAAUAUAGACGAUACCGCAAAAAGGAAAUCUGGGUCAGAGAUGAGACCUGCCAGAGCCAAAUUUGACUUUAAAGCUCAGACAUUGAAGGAGCUUCCUCUGCAGAAGGGAGAUAUUGUUUACAUUUAUAAGCAAAUUGAUCAGAACUGGUACGAAGGAGAACAUCACGGCCGGGUGGGAAUCUUCCCACGCACCUACAUCGAGCUUCUGCCUCCUGCUGAGAAGGCUCAGCCCAAAAAGUUGGCACCAGUGCAGGUGUUGGAAUGCGGAGAAGCUAUUGCUAAGUUUAACUUUAAUGGUGAUACGCAGGUAGAAAUGUCCUUCAGAAAGGGUGAAAGGAUCACACUGCUCCGACAGGUGGACGAGAACUGGUAUGAAGGGAGGAUCCCGGGGACGUCUCGACAAGGCAUCUUCCCCAUCACCUACGUGGACGUGAUCAAACGGCCGCUGGUGAAAAACCCCAUGGAGUACAUCGACCUGCCUUUCUCUUCCUCUCCAAGUCGCAGUGCCACUGCAAGCCCACAGUUCCUCGGUCACAGCAAGCUCCUCAUGCCAGCCCCCUCAUCUCUUUCCCACCCCCGCCGAGCUCUGUCCCCUGAGAUGCACGCUGUCACCUCCGAGUGGAUCUCACUGACUGUGGGAGUCCCCAGCAGGCGUUCUCUGGCCCUUACCCCACCCUUGCCUCCUCUGCCAGAGGCUUCUGUCUAUAACACUGACCACCUCGCCUUGUCAUCAAGGGCCAGCCCCUCCCUGUCUCUCAGCCUCCCGCAUUUGAGUUGGUCAGAUCAUCCCACCCCACGAUCGAUGGUUUCCCCACUGCCCCUACCCGCCCCCCACAAACCCUAUUCCCCAGCACCCGGCACCCAGGCCUCCCUUCACCUCAAUGGAGAUAGUGGUACCCACAUGCCACCUUCAGGUGUCCGCCAAGAUAGCUUCUCCCAGCCCCUGCUCGGGAGCUCUGAUAGUGUCAUCUCGGAGCUUAGCGAUGCCUUUAGCAGCCAGAGCAAGAGGCAGCUGUGGCGAGAAGAGAACGGACAGUAUGAAAGGAAAGCAGAGAGGGAGGCAGGUGAGAGAUGCCCUGGUGGACCCAAGAUCUCUAAGAAGAGCUGCUUGAAGCCUUCAGACGUGGUCAGGUGCCUGAGUACUGAACAGAGACUCUCAGAUCUCCACACCCCUGAGGAUAGCCGGCCCGGCAAGCCCCUGGGUGGCCCUUUUCCAGGAAGGGAGGCUGAGCAGCCAGAGCGGCAGAGAGGUGGCGAGCAGGCUGAGAGGAGAGCUGCUCAGAGAGGUUGGAGCCAGCCUUCUCAUCAUUCAUUGAGAGCAGGACCUGAUCUCACAGAAUCUGAAAAGAGCUAUGUGCAACCUCAAGCCCAGCAGCGAAGAGUUACCCCAGACAGGAGUCAAACGUCACAAGACUUAUUUAGCUAUCAAGCAUUAUAUAGCUAUAUACCACAGAAUGAUGAUGAAUUGGAACUCCGAGAUGGAGAUAUCGUUGAUGUCAUGGAAAAAUGUGAUGAUGGAUGGUUUGUUGGUACUUCAAGAAGGACAAAGCAGUUUGGUACUUUUCCAGGCAACUAUGUAAAACCUUUGUAUCUAUAAGAAGACUGAAAACUUCAGAGAUUAUUUUUAUUGGAGGAGAAAGCAUAAUUCACAAGCCUAUCUCUUUAGUUGAGUCAGUAGGAAAAUAAAUGCAGUUGAUAAAGAAAGAAGCAAAAGAGAGGGACAGAGAAGUGUUAUGUUUGAAACCCAGCCUGUCUUAACAUUGUAUAUCAGACAGGGUCGACCGGUGUGCUGAGCAAAAAGAAUUGAGGCAAAUCACAUUUAUUUCACUGCUUCUGGGAGCCGCUUUAGCCUCCCCAACCCCUCCACCUCCCAGGUAAUCUGACUUGGAGCACAGUCCAGAAGUGGAGUUAGCUGGAAAUGCCUCCUGCUGCCCCAGCCUUAACCAGUUCCCAACUCAAAGGGGUCAUUGAACCUGAAGCAACCCUCAAGGUACCAGGCAGACAUCCAACCUCCAAUACCAGGCUGCUCUGGAGCCAGCUGACCUCCCAGCACUCCUAGAGAUCAGUCUGGAGCAUAGAGGCUAUCCCCAGGCAGAGGUGGAGGCUCCCAAAUUGUCCAAGACCAAAUCCUCACUGGACCUGCAGAGGUAGGUGGGGAAAUGGAAAUAAAACAUAAGCACCCCGUGAGUGCAUUCCAGCCUGCUACACAGCAUCACCUUUGACUGCCCUGGUAUUCAGAUGGAAAAGCAUACAAGAUCUGCCCAGGAGAAUUGGGAGCAGAUUGCCAGGCAGAUAGGUUACAUUUGUAUUUCCAAAUGAUUAAGUCAAGAAGACCGUUGCCCUCGAGGCCACUUAUGGUGCAUUUCCCCCCCCCAUAUUGCUGGCCUUUAUAGCAGUCACCUUCAAGGCAAUGCAGUUGCAUAUAUCAGAACAGCAUUACUAGCCUUUCUUUUCCAGCUUGUGUUUGGCAGAACAGUUUGGAAUUGGUAGGCCUGUUCUCAUAGAAAACCAAGAAUUGUAUUCAGGGAUUCAUUUAACAGAUACAUUGUACACUGGCUGCUGGGGAUGCCAAUGAGCAGGACUUGCUCCAGGCUCUGCAGGACUCCUGAGUCUCCAAUUUUACUCCCUAUAGGAGUUCAAGAACCACAAAAUGUGGUAACCCAGGGCUGUAAGUCCAAAUGCACCCUGGUGAGGCUUCUCUGCAGAAGGGAGCAGCAGUUCUGUGGCUACUGGCAGUGACCAUGAAAUCUGUCUUUUUUGUGGGUAGCUCUCAGGAGGGAGGCCCUUGUGAUGCCUAGGGUGCUUAGUUACAGCUCUGUCCAACUUGAGGAUGUUUAUAGGCCUCUCUUACUGAGACAAAGAUAGAAAUGACCCACUCUUUGCCUACCAGGAACUCAGAGGAUAUUGGGGAGACAGACACAGAAAAAGGAUCUUAAUCAAGAGAGACUGUGAUAUGUGCUAAGAAGGGUGUGAGAGAGGAAGAGAUGAAUUUUCCCUGGAAGGAUCCUAGAAAGCAUUGUCAUAUUUCUGUCUCCAUUAGCUCACUUUGGGAAAUCUAGAAUGUUAGAAGAACCUUUGUCUGAGAGUAAUUCAUGGUCAGAAAUACUUGGGAAUUUGCCCAGAGUCCUCAAACACUGAUCUUUAUAAAUACUCAUCCAGGAUCACAAAUAGGAGUAGCAAUUCUGGGUGGUAGGGAUGUGUACAGGAACUCCUGGAUGUCUGCAUGUAGCUCGGAAUUACCCCAGGACUGUUAUCCCAAAGUCUAGACUGUCUUUACAAGUAGUCAGAAUUUUUCUCAGUGCCUGUGCUGAAGCUGCUCAGAUUCCUAUCUUAAGAUCCCACCAGCUUCCCACUCUCUCCCAGAUGGCCGUAGUACCCUCAUUUUUUCUCCCUAUCCUUUCAAAUCCUGUUCUCAGGAAAUAAACUGUCACUGAUUCAUUCACAAUAAAGUGUACAUGACUGGUAAGAGGAAUGUCUUAGUCUCUCCACAGAUGCUUGUUUUAUCUAGGGCAGAGGAGAGCCUUAAUCCCAAGGGAAAGGGCUUAUGGAACUGGAGGGGUUGAGGGAGCUUCCUGGAUAGAAAGAGUCUUCUUGAUUGUCCUUAGGACCCAGUGACAAUAAGGUCUGCUCCACCAUCUAAGAGCACUGUGUUUUAACCUUCUCUCCCUAAGGGAAUAUAGUAAAAACACACAGGCAUGUGCAUUUUGCACGGCGGCAUUUCACCUAUUUUGGAAUGUAUUGGCUAAUGUGGUUCCUGGUCUUUCUUAGAUGCAAACCAUUAAUAACACUGUCUUAUAUAAUAGUUUUUUGAGGGGUGCUUCUUGAUUAAGUAGGUAAUUUUGAACACCUCCUUAAAUACAGCUAGAAAAUAAAACCAAUUUGUAAAGCCACACUGCAUAAUGAUGCCAGCUUCACGCAUUUGUAUAUCUCCAGAAAUCCAAGUAUGCCUCACUAAUUUGCCCAUCUUUAAUAAAAUCAUAUGUUAAAAUUUGCAUCUCUUCAGCUUCCUAUGUACAACAAAACAAGGAACAAAGGUCUCCAAUUGCUCUUUUGUCUUCAGACGUUUAGUAAUAUAAAGUACCUAUUUUUAUGCUGAAAUGUUUAUACUGGUUUAUUAAUAGCAAGAGCAACUGGCGGCAUGCCUCAAAACAGAUUUUGAUAUACUAGCCAUGCUUCCAGGUAAAGGCAAGCCCCAAACUACUUAUCUUUUGCAGUCUCUCUGGGAUCAGUAAAAGAAAAAAAAAUGUGCUUAAGAAGUGGGACUGUAAAUAUGUAUAUUUGACUUUGUAUAGCCCAUGUACCUACCUUGUAUAGAAAAAUAAUUUUAAAAAUUUGAAUGGAAGAGGGGGGUAAAGUAAGAAAGUCAUGAAGUUUUUUCCAUUUUUAUUUAAAUGAAGGAAUUCCAAAUAACUCACCUGAAGAUAUUCAGCCCAAAAAUAGCCAUUGUAAAGUGUUAAAAUUUACAAUAAUUAUUCUUCUGUGGAGAGAUGGUAACUAAUAAUCUCAAUUACAGUUGUUGUUUUGUUUUCUUUAUUUCAUUAUGGUUUAGGGGGAGGUAUUCUGUUUGGGCUUUUUUUUUUUUUUUUUCUCCUGGCAGUUCUAUUUAUCUACCAUAGCAUUAAGUCCUAUUGCUAGAAUAGGUUACUAUAAAAAGAGAUUAUAUUCUGAAAGAAAAAUAACUGAUGUUAUAUGUAACCAAUUAAUUUAAAAUAUUGCCAUUUAAAUUACACACUGAGAGCAUGUACUAUGCCGACAUAGAUUUUUCCAUUCAUUUAUUUUUCUUUAUUGCAGUGGAUUGAUUUGAUAAAUGUGUUGAAUUACUACAUUUGCUGUACAUAUUAUUUAAUAAACUUUAUUCAGAAUCGCGUGGCA